AUGGCUGCCUUCAAUAAACUCAUUUUGGGAGUUGGUGUUAGUAGUUUUGCUAUAUUUCAACUUUUCUUCCAUGUAUUAAGUUCUUGGGUUUCUGCACGUGUAACUUCUGGUUUUAAUAAUCUUGACCAAAAGAAGAAGAUUGAAUGGAAUUCAAGGACAGUAUCGACAUUCCAUGCCUUGGUGGUUGGAGCAUUUUGUUUGUAUAUUUUAUUAUACGAUGAAGCUGUUAAUGCUGACCAUGUUUGGGGUGAUCCUUCUAUAGUGAAACUUAAUCUUGCCAUUACUACAGGCUACCUCAUUUCAGAUUUGUUGCUUAUUAUUUUCUAUUGGAAGGCAAUCGGGGAUAUAUUUUUUGUAAUUCACCAUUUAGUAGCACUCUAUGCUUACUACUUUGUACUGGAUAGAGGAUUAUUGGCAUAUUUUGCUAACUUUCGUCUGCUUGCAGAAUUCUCUACCCCUUUUGUGAAUCAGCGGUGGUUUUUUGAAGUGUUGGGGUAUUCCAAGUCUUCAAAGGGCAACAUUGUCAAUGGAGUGCUCAUGACAGUCGUGUUUUUCCUGGCGAGGAUUGCAGUCAUGCCAGUAUAUUAUAGCCAUGCUGCUUUUGAGUAUGGAACAGAAGCUUUCCACAGAUUAGGAUUUGCAGCUCAAAGCGCCUGGUUUAUCUCCAGCAUUGUGCUGGAUGUCAUGAACUUAAUGUGGAUGGUCAAAAUUACAAAAGGAUGUUGCAAAGUUAUUUGUCUUAUUGGACGAGGAGAAGUCAAAGCUCAUAAGAAUGGAAAAUCUGACUAGAAGACUUAAAAAACACACACCUCUGAACAGCAUUUUUUUGAUUCAUCGAAAGAACAAUGCACACUUUUGCCAUAAAAAGUUCCUCUUAAGGAAAGAAGGUAUUACCUCUUUAAAUUUAGCCUUUCCUUUGCCCAGCUGCCUGGACACCCAGGGCCACUUCAUUUAAAGACUUAACAUUUGGUGGAAUGGGAAACAAAGACAUGUUGCAUAUACCUUGGCAGCGUGUUUUAAUUACAAAUGAACCUGUAAAGGAACAAACUCUUCUAGCACUAUGUUCCUAAGAAUUUUCACUCAGGUUUCUUAGACUAAUGUGUUUUUAAUGCCUGUGAACGCCAGGAUCUCUAGUUUACGUUCUGUUAAAAUGACAGCUUUUCCUGGCAUGUUUCUCUGCUUUCUCAGUGUUUGGUGUUCAUAAUCAAGGUUUCCUUGUUUUGACAACUUUUUUUUAAACAUUUUUGCAAGUAUUUUGCUUUGAAACUGUGAUCUUUUACUGCAUUUUCUGCUGCCUUACAUGCAUGGAUACAACCUUUUGGGAUUUA
Molecule: messenger RNA, 1328 nt
Organism: Gekko japonicus
Lineage: Eukaryota; Metazoa; Chordata; Lepidosauria; Squamata; Gekkonidae
Gene: TLCD4
Product: transmembrane protein 56
Exons: 6
Coding region: 1-789 (262 amino acids)
Biological process (GO): lipid homeostasis
Cellular component (GO): endoplasmic reticulum; membrane
Source: RefSeq, a predicted model, not a curated record